Messenger RNA from Penaeus indicus, 396 nucleotides. RefSeq names its product splicing factor 3B subunit 1-like. Bases 46 to 396 code for a protein of 116 amino acids. The record is from RefSeq and is a predicted model, not a curated record. The transcript is spliced from 4 exons. NCBI's taxonomy places the organism in Eukaryota, Metazoa, Arthropoda, Malacostraca, Decapoda, Penaeidae.
CUCCGCUGGCCCCACGCAUGCGCACACAAGCGAUAGUAAACAAAAAUGGCUGCUCGGAAAUUCACAACCGAAGAUAUUGAAGCACACAUACAAGACAUCCAGAACCGGAAGGCUAGCUUAAAGCCCCCCCCACCUCCAGAAGGUUCAGCCAAGGAUGAUGAGCGUGUGAUGCUAGAUGGUGGUGGCUACUAUGACAGCGAUAUUUAUGAUAUCUCUAAUGGAAAUAAAUAUGCAAAUUAUGUCCAGUCAAUUGGCGUGGAUGAUAUUGAUGACGAUGAAGAUGAUGGAGGAACAACUCUUGGCAAGAAGGGAGGGGGUGGCACUUACACUGCCCCACGGCUCUUCCUCAAUGAGAUGACGUUAGAGACAGCUGGUAUAUGUAGAGAUACUUAUUAA